AUAAGAGUGUGUAUGUGUAGAGCCCAGCAGUAUGGUGUCCCCCUCGCGGUCCGCACACCUCCUCCUCUGGCUGGCAGGGCAGGGGUCAGUGACUUGUGUGUGCCCUGCUCUUUGCUGGCAUCAUGCAGGGAGGGGGCAGAGCACUCGGGGACUGGUCAGGGCAGGCAGUGCAGGAGUUAAAGGCUCUUCUAUUUCCGGGUUUGCUCAUUGCUUAGGGCUUUGAGAGAAGAAGAAGGAGGGAGGGAGAGCGGAGCAUCAUCAUCAUCAUCAUCAUCAUCACCAUCACCCCCUGUCCACAGCACAGCACACAUCACAGCCAGAGCCGCCGCUGCCCAGCAUCAUCCUCCUGCAGGGAGCCGGCAUGUCUGCUGUGUGAGCGGGGCAGGAGCUCGGUCCGGCGGACUCAUCACUCAUCUGCUCCGUGACACAUUGAUUGACAGGCGGCUGUGAGAGCAGCUCCUCUGCCCGGCGUCCCCUCCAUGCUCCAGCCUCCAGCCCUCCAGCUCCAGCACCUUGUCCCCCAGCCCUGUGCUCCCCUCCAGCCAGGAGCUGCUGCUGCUAGCGCCCUCACCUCCCAUUGUCUCCAGCCACAAGGACGAGCACAGGCGGAAUGGCACAAAGGUACGACGAAAUGGUGCAUUACCCAGGGUUAGAUGGGAUCUCCCUGUCGGGAUUUGGGGAUGCACACACAGGAAGAGCCAUGCAGCAUCACUCCCUAAGUCAGAGCUCACCCUAUGGGACUGCUGGGGCACCUCAUCGGGUCCCCAUGCCACCCGGGAUGGGCAGCAACGACGGCCUGAAGAGGGAGAAGGAUGAGAUUUAUGGACACCCCCUGUUUCCCCUGCUGGCGCUGGUCUUUGAGAAGUGUGAGCUCGCUACUUGUUCACCACGGGAUAAUUCUGGCUCCUUCCCAGGGGGAGACGUGUGCUCCUCGGAUUCAUUCAACGAAGACAUUGCUGUAUUUGCCAAACAGGUCAGAACAGAAAAACCUCUAUUCUCCUCCAACCCAGAGCUGGACAAUCUGAUGAUCCAAGCGAUCCAGGUUUUAAGAUUUCACCUGUUAGAGCUAGAAAAGGUUCACGACCUUUGCGACAAUUUCUGCCACCGAUACAUCACCUGUUUGAAAGGCAAAAUGCCCAUCGACCUAGUCAUAGACGACCGCGACGGUUCCUCCAAAUCAGACUUGGAAGAUUUCACGGGAUCCUGCACGAGUUUAUCGGAUCAGCAGAAUAAUUCAUGGAUCCGCGAUCACGACGAAACAGGCUCCACCCACUCAGGAACGCCGGGUCCGUCCAGUGGAGGGUUGGCAUCACAGAGCGGGGAUAAUUCUAGUGAACAGGGUGACUGUCUAGACAACAGUGUGGCAUCACCCAGCACGGGGGACGACGAUGAGUUAGACAGGGAUAAAAAAAGGAACAAGAAAAGAGGCAUCUUCCCUAAAGUCGCCACAAACAUAAUGAGGGCGUGGCUCUUCCAGCACCUUUCGCAUCCCUAUCCCUCAGAAGAACAAAAGAAACAGUUAGCACAAGACACCGGGCUCACGAUACUACAGGUCAAUAACUGGUUUAUUAAUGCAAGAAGACGAAUCGUCCAGCCAAUGAUUGACCAGUCAAAUCGAACAGGUCAGGGUGGUGCCCCCUAUAGUCCAGAUGGUCAAAACAUUGGUGGCUAUGUUAUGGAUGGCCAGCAACACAUGGGACUCCGCACAUCAGGCUUCCAAGGGAUUCCAGGGGAUUACAGUUCGGCCCCAAGCUCUAUGACCAUGGGAUUCCCACCGGCCGGUUACACGCCCACAAUGCCCCCGCACCCUGCCGGCCUCCGUCACGGACCGUCUUUACACUCCUACCUCCCCGGGCACCCCCACCACGCCUCCAUGAUCUUGCCCACUGGCACCUCCCCUCACCAUUUGGUGUCAGCGCAGAGCCCGGCAGACGCACUUCUGAACGGUCAAAACAUAGACAUUCACGCUCACUAACAUUCAGCCAUACCGGGUGUCAGGGUCGUCAUAUUUUUAUCUUUUUCCUUAAGCUUCCAAAAAACUAAAACACAAAGCCUUGUGAACAUAUCCUCAGUUCUAGUUUGACUUGUUUCCCCUCAGAGGGGAGAAUGAAAAAUAAAAAAUACCCUCCAGCCGAGGAGUAGCUGCCAUGAGGAUAAAAAAGCAGGGACUUGAAAGGAACGAAGAACUGAACCCUCUCUGCUGUCUUCCUAUGUAUGUCGCAGUCUGGACUGAAGAGCUGACACUCGGUGUGAGGAAAACCCUCAUAGUUCUGGGUUUUCAUUUGUCACGCACACCCUCCUGCCCCACAAUUCCCUUUCUUUGGAUGGACCAACAUAGAACUUGAAUCUACGGACAGAUGUGAACUGAAGCUCGAGCUCAUGGAAACUUUUUUUUUUUUGGUUUGUUUUUUUCUACGCCAUCACUUGCAGCAGGGACUAAGUUAAACUUGUACAUUUUUUAAUUAAUAUUAUAAUUAUUUGGGUUGAUAAGUGUAUUGUUUUACCUGUUUUUUUAUGAUAAAGAAAAAGAACUUGAAAAAAUUCCACUGUGGAUGUAAAUAUAUAAUUGUAUAAAUAUUUAUAGCACUCAUAAACUUCAGGAUCUGUA
Molecule: messenger RNA, 2608 nt
Organism: Hyla sarda
Lineage: Eukaryota; Metazoa; Chordata; Amphibia; Anura; Hylidae
Gene: MEIS3
Product: Meis homeobox 3
Exons: 12
Coding region: 611-1975 (454 amino acids)
Biological process (GO): embryonic pattern specification; positive regulation of transcription by RNA polymerase II; animal organ morphogenesis
Molecular function (GO): DNA-binding transcription activator activity, RNA polymerase II-specific; RNA polymerase II cis-regulatory region sequence-specific DNA binding
Source: RefSeq, a predicted model, not a curated record